Molecule: messenger RNA, 2393 nt
Organism: Fundulus heteroclitus (mummichog)
Lineage: Eukaryota; Metazoa; Chordata; Actinopteri; Cyprinodontiformes; Fundulidae
Gene: fbxl3a
Product: F-box and leucine-rich repeat protein 3a
Exons: 5
Coding region: 275-1579 (434 amino acids)
Biological process (GO): SCF-dependent proteasomal ubiquitin-dependent protein catabolic process; regulation of cell cycle; G2/M transition of mitotic cell cycle
Cellular component (GO): SCF ubiquitin ligase complex; nucleus; cytosol
Molecular function (GO): protein binding
Source: RefSeq, a predicted model, not a curated record
CCAACAGCCAUUUCGCAAUUACGUUUUCCCGUGGAGCACCGCCGCUGUCAAAACACUUCGCCAUUUCAGUCCUAGGAGGGGGAAUUAGGUCAGCCGAGCGGAGGUGGCGGUUUCUGACUUAGUCUCGUCGGAGUGCUCGGUCUUUGGGUUCCGAUGCGAGUCAUCUGGCUGGUGCGGAUGAGUUUUUCCUUCGUGGGCCCGGGUUGAAGAGUGAAGUCGGAUUUUCCCAAGUCAACAGCUACUGAAGCAAGCUGUGCGUGUGUAAACAACAAGGAUGAAGCGGAUCAAAGGAGGAGAGGAGGGAAGCGCCGGCGAAAGCCCUCCGGAGGCGAGCAAAAAGGUCCGCACGGAGCCGGAGAGCGAGGAGCCGGAGGCCGCCGGCGAGUCUCCGCGCUGCGACUGGUCGCGCCUGCCUCAGGAGCUCCUGCUGCACAUCUUCCAGUACCUCCCGCUGCUGGACCGGGCGUACGCCUCGCAGGUGUGCCGCGGCUGGAACGAGGCUUUCCACAUGCCCGAGCUGUGGAGGUGCUUCGAGUUCGAGCUCAAUCAGCCGGCGAGCUCGUACCUGAAGGCCACGCAUCCAGACCUCAUCAAGCAGAUCAUCAAGAGGCACUCCAACCACCUGCAGUACGUCAGCUUCAAGGUGGACAGUAGCAUGGAGUCUGCAGAGGCGGCUUGUGACAUCCUGUCUCAGUUGGUGAAUUGUUCCCUGAAGACCUUGGGGCUCAUCUCUACAGCCAGGCCCAGCUUCAUGGAGGUCCCAAAGUCUCACUUCAUCUCGGCUCUCACCGUGGUCUUCGUCAACUCCAAGUCUCUGUCCUCGCUGAAGAUCGACGACACGCCGGUGGACGACCCGUCCCUGAAGGUCCUGGUGGCCAACAACAGCGACACCUUGAAGCUGCUGAAGAUGAGCAGCUGCCCCCAUGUGUCCCCUGCAGGGAUCCUGUGCGUGGCGGACCAGUGCCACGGGCUGCGGGAGCUGGCGCUGAACUACCACCUCCUCAGCGACGAGCUGCUGCUGGCCCUCUCCUCCGAGAAGCACGUGCACCUGGAGCACCUGCGCAUCGACGUGGUGAGCGAGAACCCGGGCCAGCACUUCCACGCCAUCAAGAAGAGCAGCUGGGACGCCAUGGUGCGCCACUCGCCCAAGUUCAACCUGGUCAUGUACUUUUUCCUCUACGAGGACGAGUUCGGCCCCUUCUUCAACGACGAGAUCCCCGUCACGCACCUCUACUUCGGCCGCUCCGUCAGCAAGGAGGUGCUGGGCCGCGUCGGCCUGCACUGCCCGCGCCUGGUGGAGCUGGUGGUGUGCGCCAACGGCCUGCGGCCGCUCGACGAGGAGCUGAUCCGCAUCGCCAAGCACUGCACGCAGCUGUCGGCCAUCGGGCUGGGGGAGUGCGAGGUGUCCUGCAGCGCCUUCGUGGAGUUCGUCAAAAUGUGCGGCCGGAGGCUGUCCCAGCUCUCCAUCAUGGAGGAGGUGCUGAUCCCGGACCACAGGUACUCCCUGGACGAGAUUCACUGGGAGGUGUCCAAACACCUGGGCCGCGUCUGGUUCCCGGACAUGAUGCCCACCUGGUAGUGCCGUUUUGGGGUUCAGCUGUAGUGAUUUGCUAUGUGCUAGACGAGCAAAAAAAAAAAAAAAACAACAAAAAAAAAACUCCUGCUUGGAGUUAGAAACGUCUCUGCAGACUGAAACCCCCGAAAUCAGCAAACUCUGGGACGAAGCUUAGUGACAGUCAAGCCGUACGGACAUUUGCCCCUGCUUUGUGCCCUGGGAAAGAUGUCUGCCCGUGUGCAGGUACGCCUUGGACACGCCGACCGCUCUGCAGGAAAUCGGGUCGGCUGCACCGUCGCACGCUGCUCCCCAACUCGCCCCACAUUCUCCGCUCUGCUUAGACGCCCGGCACCCCAGCAGCUUUCUGAAUCACUGUAAGGUUAGAUGUGUACAGGAAGGAGGAAGACGCAGGUUUCACCCACAGCUUUGGGACGUGUUUUCCAACACCGAAGGAGCGGCAGCUGAACUCAUGAACCCUGAAGCGCUGCUGCUGCAGACGCUGGCAGAACGCACCGUGUACAUACAGUAGAUACUUGUGACGUGAAGCUGUACAGUGUCCAGUAACGUAAUUUCCCUCCGUGCGUCACACACACUCUGUGUAUUUAAGACACUAUUUUCAUGUGUAGGUGAUAGAAAGUUUUAUUUGUACAGCGAGAGAUUUUAUUUUAAUUUUUUUCCCCCCUACGCACCUUAGGCAUAAACCAAACGACAGCUGGGACGAAUCGAGUCUUUACGGCCAAAUGCCGCAGCUCUGCUGAGGAUGUUUUCUAUUGCACCCAAUUAGUCUGAUCCCAGGCGCAGAAUAUUAAAGUAAUAAAGCUGUAAUGAAAGAAGAAAA